AUAUAUUGGUAGAUAUAUUGGUAGAUAUAUUGGUAGAUAUAUUGGUAGAUAUAUUGGUAGAUAUAUUGGUAGAUAUAUUGGUAGAUAUAUUGGUAGAUAUAUUGGUAGAUAUAUUGGUAGAUAUAUUGGUAGAUAUAUUAGUAGAUAGAUUGGUAGAUUUAUUGGUGGAUAUUUC
Molecule: messenger RNA, 175 nt
Organism: Candidula unifasciata
Lineage: Eukaryota; Metazoa; Mollusca; Gastropoda; Stylommatophora; Geomitridae
Source: the annotation of a GenBank genome assembly